Molecule: messenger RNA, 1071 nt
Organism: Anopheles coluzzii
Lineage: Eukaryota; Metazoa; Arthropoda; Insecta; Diptera; Culicidae
Exons: 2
Coding region: 345-899 (184 amino acids)
Source: RefSeq, a predicted model, not a curated record
CCCGCGGUGCAAAAUAUGAGAACCCCACUCACGGAUCUCAAAGUUGCAGUGUUUCUCCCUACCUCCGCGAUAUUUUUUACCCUUUUGGUCCAAGUUCUGCUUUGUCGCGCGAUUACAUUUGUUCUUACUCCAUGGUUUGCUUGGUUUUUUGUUAUUUUCUCGUGCGAACUCACUUUGUGCUGCUUCUUCUAGUCUUAGCUUGAUUCUUGUUCACGAAGAAGUUGUUUUCACCGUGUGUUUUGACAGUUUAAUUAUGUUCCAUUUUUCAAAGCGGUAAGUUCGGUUUGCUGCAUUCUCGUAUUUAUUAAUAAAGUAUACUUAAAUCUGUUUUAGAAUAAACCAUCAUGUCUAAGCGUUCGAAACAGACGGGAAAUUUUUAUAAGAAGAGGGCUCGGUUGAUGGAUGAGGUCGAAAGGAAUGUGGAUGCAUUAAACAUCACGCUUGAAACGGCUUCGACUUCUGUUUGGCCGGACCUUGGAGUGGAAGUUACACCAGAAGAUUUGGAAUUGUUGUUUGCAGGAUGUAGUUCGGCAGAGCCAACAACAUCUACCACUACAACAACAUCGAACGCAACCACGACUUCGAACGAUUUUCAUGAAUUUGAAGAUAUCUAUGAUUCGGCAGAUGUUGUGACUGAUGCCAAUGAUCGCUUCGAAUUCAUGAAAAAUUUGAAUUUGAAGGAUGCACUUGUGCAUCUUAUCAUUCUUGGCCGUGCUUCACGUUUUUUAACAGAAGGCUUCCUUGCCAUCUUAAGGAAGUUCUUUAAAGCUAAAGUCCCUAAAACAAAAAGAACUUUUCUAAAAACUAAAGCCGAUAUUAAAUCAGAAAUUACACCAAUUAAUGGGGGUAAAUUAUGGUACCGUGGCAUAGAAAAAGUGCUUCUUAAAUAUUUUGAGUAAGUAUUUUUCAAACAUAUUGGUACUAAAUGAAAUUUCUCAUUCGAUGUGUGUAUAUUACAGAGAUAUUGAUCCUGAACCGGACAUAUUUACCAUCGAUGUUUCUAUCGACGGGCUUCCACUGUUUAGAAGUUCCCGUAAACAGCUUUGGCCAAUACAAAUAAGGGUGGUCGAA